Messenger RNA from Oncorhynchus tshawytscha (Chinook salmon), 5792 nucleotides. Its product is annotated as disks large-associated protein 4. Bases 68 to 3592 code for a protein of 1174 amino acids. Gene Ontology annotation, cellular component: postsynaptic specialization; glutamatergic synapse. The record is from RefSeq and is a predicted model, not a curated record. The transcript is spliced from 10 exons. Gene Ontology annotation, molecular function: molecular adaptor activity. Lineage: Eukaryota; Metazoa; Chordata; Actinopteri; Salmoniformes; Salmonidae. Gene Ontology annotation, biological process: signaling.
CAUCCUCCAGGCCUCUCGUCUCUCCCUGGCUGGGGAGUCUUCUAGAAGGGGGCCCCUCCUGACCACCAUGAAAGGGUUAGGAGCCAACCGCAAUCGCUCCGACUCCUGCGACCCCACCCAGGGCCCCCCGGAGCCCCUGUACCCCCACCAGGCCUCCACACUGCCUCGGAGCCCCUACCUUCUCAGCCCCACCAGCAUGGACCACUACGGCACCAUGGACCCGCACCACUACAACCCCUCUGUGGACCACCACUACAAUCAGGGCUCCCUGCCCCCGGACUAUUCUCUCCCUCUCAACAACCAGCUGUCCAACAGCAGCACCUUCCCCCGCAUCCAUUACAACGCCCACUAUGACCCGUCCGACUUCUCCCCGCCACAGGGGGACAGCAUCGGGGGCAUUAGCACGGGAACCCUGGGCACCUCCAUGUCCAUGGGCAUGGGAAUGGGCAUAGGGAUGCAUGGCUCGAGUGGCAUGGGGGGCCUGCAGAGCAGUCGGGGGCCCAUGAUCACCAGUGGCUCUGCCACCAUCUCCGGCGGGGCCAAGAUGAACCGGCAGCUGGCGCCUAACUUGCUGGACCAGUUGGACAAGCAGCUGCCUGGGGGGCCCAGAGAUGGCUUCAGCACACUGCAGUUCCACCGGAGCACAUCGGCCGCCCUCUCCGCCGCCUCCAAGCAGCGCACCGACAGCCCCGGGCGCAUCCGUAACCUGGUGUGCUCUGUCCAGAAGCUCUUCGCCAAGUCACAGUCCAUGGAUGGCCACAACCUCAAGGGUGUCAACGGGCGUUCGGGGGCAGGAAGUGGCAGCGGUGGGACCUCAUCCGGGACCGAGGACGGUGGGAAGCGGGACCAGCGAGCAAAGAGCAAAGACCGCGGCGGGUCCAAGUCAGAUGGGGGCGGGACAGGCAAGCGGCGGCCGCGCUCCAACAUGUCGGGCUACUGGAGCUCGGACGACCUGGACAGUGCUGACCUCAACAACUACCGCAACCCCAUAGCCAUGACACUGGGACGACCCACAGCGCAUGCCACCCAGCACGCCACCCACGGUACUGCCUACGAUUCCCAGCAGGGGGCACUACAGCAGCAGCAGGGGCACCAGAGCCGCUACGUGGUCCACAGCGGAUACAACACCAUCAGCUCAUCCAAGAGCCACAACGAGGUCAUAAAGUAUCAACAGGCACUGCCAGGACCUGGGGGCGGAGGAGGAGGUGGGAUCAGCAUGGGGGUGAACAGUAAUGACUUUAUGAAGGGGGGUUCGUGGUCGACACUGACCCUGGGUCAGCCCAGACAGGUGCUGCAGAAGGGCCACUCGGCCACCCUGGACCGGUCCAUGCUCAAGUCCAAGUCAUGCCAGCAGGAGCUGGCCUGCAACUACCUGCAAGUGGGCCGACAGGGGGACUGGAGUAACACGCUGGGUCGCAGCAGUGGAGUAGCCGGAGCCAACGAGAUCCCAUGCAGGCGCAUGCGGAGUGGCAGCUACGUGAAGGCCAUGGGUGACCUGGAGGACAGCGACGACUCAGACGUCAGCAUCAAGCCCUCGCCCAAAAUGGCCGCCCGCCGCCAGAGCUACCUCAGGGCCACCCAGCAGUCUCUGAGCGACCAGCAACCGUCACGCAACUGUCUUCCCUCUCUGAGAGAGCUGUCCACCAACCGUAGCCUGGACAACCUGGACUGUCUGGGGGGUCCGGUGGGGGGCUCCCUGUUCCCCCGCUGGGAUGAUGAGGACUUCAGCCAGGGUGGAGGAUGCAGCACCCUGGGGAGGAGCAGCUGCAUUAGCCAGCUACGAGACUUGGAGAUGUUGAGCCAACGCUACGAGGAUAGCUGCGCCGAGUCGUCGUUCCGAGAUUCCCACACACUCUCGCGCUCCCAUUCCCAGGCAGUGGAGCCUCCCGAUCUACCCAUGCCCACGUGCUUCCGAUCUCGUAGCCAUAGCUACCUGCGGGCCAUCCAGGCCGGAUGCUCGCAGGAUGACGACACUGCUUCUGUGGACUCGGAUUCGCCGCCGCCAACCGCCACUACUGUUCGUACCUACAGCACCAGCACUGUCUCCACAUGCAUCACCACCUGUAAGAAGCCAGCGCCCCCGCCCGUGCCUCCCCGCACCACCUCCAAGCCCUACAUCUCGGUGACGGUGCAGAGCAGCACAGAGUCGGCCCAGGACACCUACCUGGACCACCAGUCUGAGCGCGACCGUCGCAGCGAGACCAUCACCAGCCAGUCUAGCCAGGCACACAGCAAUUCCUCCGACAGCCUCGACAGCACGCGCGCCAACAGCCUGGCUCGGGGUGUCCCUCGGCCUAUCCCCAUGCCCGUUGCCAUCCACCGGGAACCCCUCGCCACCACCGUCCACCACGCCACCACCGGGACUGACACCAAUGACUCCCACCGUGAACCCCUGAGGACAGGCGGCAGCAGAGGGAGCCUGGCAGCAGAGGAGCCACGAGCGGACAUCGUGCCCCGGAGAAAGCUAUCCUCCAUAGGGAUACAGGUUGACUGCAUUCAGGAGGAAGUCCAGCGAGAGGAGACACCGCCACCACCAUUGGCCAGAUUCCAGUCAAUCGGAAUCCAGGCGGACGACGGCUGGCACAGUCGCUCCAGUAGCAUGGCCUCCAAGCAGGAGACAGACUCUGACACACAGGACCUUCCCAUCAACUCGCACGCCAACUCCCACGCCAAGCCCGCCACCGAGAAGAAGAGCAUGGUCAACAGCGCCUGCCAAUCCAUGGCCUCGCCCCCGUGCAGCAGCCAGGUCAGCAAGGGCAACGGAUCAAAUCCCACCGUUGACACCAGUACGUCGCCACCUCCGCUUCGGCAGAUCCUCAACCGCUCCACCACACGGUCCGACUCCUCCGACUCCUUCUCCGAGAGCAUGGACCCGGCCCUGGACCCCUCAUCCCUGCCCCCUCCGGACCCCUGGCUGGAGAGCGGGAACGGAAAUAGCGGUAGCGGGAACCCUAACGCGGUGCCCCCUCCAGGCCCUGCCUGCCGGCGGGACGGCCACUGGUUCCUCAAGCUGCUGCAGGCGGAGACGGGCCGCAUGGAGGGCUGGUGCCAGCAGAUGGAGCAAGAGACCAAAGACAACCAGCUCUCAGAGGAGGUGUUGGGGAAGGUCCGCAGUGCAGUGGGCAGUGCUCAGCUCCUCAUGACCAAGAAAUUUGAGCAGUUCAGAGGGCUGUGUGAACAAAACUUGAAUGUGAACGCCAACCCGCGGCCCACAGCCCAGGACCUGGCGGGCUUCUGGGACCUGCUGCAGCUCUCCAUCGAGGACAUCAGCCUCAAAUUUGACGAGCUCUACCAACUCAAGUCCAGCGACUGGCAGUCCCCUGCCGUGGCCCACUCGCCCCCCGAGCGGAAGGAGGACAAGAAAGAGGCCCCUCCUCCAGUGCCAAAGAAGCCCGGUAAGGGGAGGCCGGUGCUGGGCCGCGAGAAGAGCGCCGACUCCGCCUCGUCCACCUCUUCGGCGGAGAAGCAGCGGACGGAGGCCCGCAAGCGCCUACUGGCUGCCAAGAGGGCCGCCUCGGUCCGGCAGAACUCUGCCACGGAGAGCGCCGACAGCAUCGAGAUCUAUGUCCCUGAGGCCCAGACUCGCCUCUAAGAGAGAGAGCGAGAGAGAGAGAGAGAGAGAGAGAAACUGGGAUGGAGGAAGGGAUGAUGGCGGAGGGAGGGAGAGAGGGAGGGUUGGGGUCUUUUCACCACAUGCAGGGUCGUCUGGUCUUGGUGGCCGCCAGUCUACAGUAGAUGGAGUGAGAAACAAAGAGAGAGAGAGAACAUUUGGGCUGUAGACUAUAUGGGGAAUGCUUGUCUCCUCUCACGAGGCUGCAAUGGAAAAACCUAAACCACAGCCUUUGUUACUAUUUUUAGAACUUUUUGGGGGGUUAUUUUAUUAGGAUCCCCAUUAGCUCUUGCGAAAGCAGCAGCUACUCUUCCUGGGGUCCACACAAAACACGAAACAUGACAUAAUGCAGCACACAUUUAAAACGCCGCAGAUAGCCUACAUACCAGUACAUACACACAAAAGUAUUUUGCAAAUUAUGACAUUUUUUUGUUGAUGGUAUUAUUAUUAUUAUUAUCUCAUUAAGAAACUAUAUCAAGACUAUUUUAGAUGUACCUGUAUCUUGGCUAUAAGAGAUCUAAUAUGCGGACAAGCGUUUGUGCUUUCCAAUGCCCCUCCCUCUCCCUUGCCUUGGCCCACCCAUAGUUUGCACAACACCACCAUGCGGUCAAAUGUACACACACUUAUUCGGAGGAGCGCACACACACACGCAUCAGACCCACAGCUAUCUUAUGUCUUCCUGGUGCUUUUUUGUUUUCAUUGUGUUUAUCUGUUUUGUAUGAGCCCUUGCCUGCAGCUCUAGAUUCAUGAGCAGUUUCGGAGAGCAAGGCACUGAAAACUGAAUUAGGAAAUAGAGGAUUGGGGUAUUUCAUGUCAAAUACCACAACUUUAUAUAAGUGAGAUCUAUUGAAAACAUAAUGUAUGUUUUUGUCCAACCUUUUUAAAUAUAUAUCUGAAAAAAAAGAAUCGGUACUUUAUAACCGACUCGAACUACACUCACACGUCGAUAUUUACUGGAAUAACGUUUGAAGAUCCUACUUUUCCAUUGAGAUAUAGUUUUCUGCCAUUUUUGGUCUGAGGAUGUAUUCAUCAGCCAAUGGCCACAGUCCCAUGACAAUGUCCACAGUCCCAUGACAAUGGCCACACUUUGCACUCGCAUGUGUCUCCAUUGGUCUGUGAAUUUACUAAACGUUUUAUAAGGCACCACACAGGGGGAAAAAAACAGACUGAAACCUGGUGGAAACUCUCAUUUAUUUUUCCAUUGCAAAAUGUUUCGCUACGUUGUUCCCUAAUGAAUACAACCAUGGUGUAGGUAUAUCAGAUCAAUUGAAUAUAAUUCAGGUUUUGUGGUAAACGUAGACAGGACCACCAUUUGAGAACUGUCCCACUGGGCAAAAAGUGAUUGAGUUUUUAUUGUUUCCUUGUUAUUUCAGGAUGCUUUUAACAACGUUAUCAUGCUGCAUCAUUGUGGCUAUUUCAUUGAACAUUUCAAAAGUCUGUGGGUUUUAUAAAGUAGGUACUUCUAGCAACUCAAGCUUGUUGCGGCAGCAAUAUAAUUCAAAAUGGUUUCUCUCCCAAACUUCUGCCUCAACUUCCCUCUCUACAAUUCACCUUUUGGUGUUUUGGCAUCACAGUUAUUUAAUAUUGUAAAUGAGUUUGCACAGAUGCUGGUGUGUUUCACAUAUGGGACCACUACUCGGUAUGCAUGGGAAAGUUGUGGUUAGUUCCACCUCAAAUUCCAGUCACGUCAACCAUUAAUUCCAUUUCAAAUCUCUAUAGGAUAGCAAAUGAAACUAAGGCCAAUUUGGACUUGAGGUUAAGCAUCAAAUAACUUUGACUAAUGCCUGCUAAAUGACAGUGGUUGUAUUCGCCUAUUCUCCACACUGCACAUACCCAUGUAAAUGGUCUGUGAUUCACUGCACUGCAUAUUCAGUGCUACUGUAUGGCUUUUCCCACGUCACAGUUCCUGACCAGGCGGCCUAUUCAAAAGAGAUGGAGAAAGGAAAGGACAACUCGAGGAGACUCGAGGGAGGAUUAGGAGACUAGGAGAGGAAACUGCUUUAGACUAUUUCAGUAGCACUAUGUGAAACCAUGUUGGAAGCUCUUCUCCCCCCACACACACACACACUAUUACAGGUAAUAGUUUGCACUUCAUCUCAAUUGUCCAUGACAGUUUUGGAGGGAAGGAUUUCAUUCUUGAAUGUAGCAGAACACAUUGUUUGCAUUAAAGAUGUUUAACUAA